UAAGAAUUGACUAAAGUCAUCUCUGAAAAGAGCAAAGUCGAAGAGUUACUCAUAUUGAAGCAAAAGUGUGUUUAAAAAGUUCCACUUGUUGAUUCUUCGGCCGAUGGCAAAUAUUACCUGUAAAUUUUCAUACAGAGAUAAAGUUUUAGCAAUACUAAAGAAAAUAAAAACACAUAUAUAUAUAUAAAUGAUAAGAAAUAAGCCUUGUUUGCUGAUAAAUAUGUGUGCUUAACUAACCAAGCGUAUUAAAAACAUUUUUCAUUUUAACUUCCUAACACUUACAACAACAACAACAACACAACAAAAUAUUCAACAAAAAUAAUGGAAUUACCAUCGUUUGCUUUCGGUUGCUCACCAGAUGAUCAACAAGUGAAACACUACAUCAUAAAGCACAUUGAAGUAUUUAUUUAUACAUUCCAUUCAGAGAAACAAACCAACAUUUCAGUGUUGUGGAUUAUGUUGCAACUCGACUGUCUGUCAUUCAUGUUGAGUUACAUUGCAUUCCAGUUGGAAUCCGAUUCUCUUGUAAGAAACAAGACAAAACAAUCGAAUGUUUCUCUUUGCUUUCCUUAA
Messenger RNA from Clunio marinus, 573 nucleotides. Lineage: Eukaryota; Metazoa; Arthropoda; Insecta; Diptera; Chironomidae. The record is from the annotation of a GenBank genome assembly.